Xenia sp. Carnegie-2017 is the source of this 1809-nucleotide messenger RNA. RefSeq names its product meiosis-specific nuclear structural protein 1-like. Gene Ontology annotation, biological process: cilium organization. NCBI's taxonomy places the organism in Eukaryota, Metazoa, Cnidaria, Anthozoa, Malacalcyonacea, Xeniidae. The coding region runs from base 99 to 1616 and encodes 505 amino acids. Gene Ontology annotation, cellular component: motile cilium. The record is from RefSeq and is a predicted model, not a curated record. The transcript is spliced from 13 exons.
AACAAGCAUCAACAACGAAAAUCAAAUGUAUUUAAUUUCUAAAGGAUGAUUUACGCUAAAACGAACUUAUCAGACUAUUUAGUGUUAGUGGAUUGAUCAUGCAGGCAUCAAUGAGAAGAGCAAAUUUGAGUCAUACCCACCAAUCAAAGCUGCGAGCUCAAUACAGACAAAGAGAAAUUCUUCGCGAGGAAAACAUUAAGAAAUUAGCAGCAGAGAGACUUCUUGAUGCAAACAUGGCCAGUGAGGAACGAGUUGAAAACAAAAGGUUUCUCUGCCGAUUGCAACAAGAAACAAGGGAGAGAGAGAUGGAGGAAGCAUUCCUUCAGGAAAAUGAAGCAAGGAGACAAAGGGAAUUACAGCUUGAGCAAGAGGAGAGACUUGCUAAAGAGUUGCAGCGAAUGAAAAUGGAAAAGCUAAGAGAUGAAAAAUUCAGACAACAAAUUAGGGAAAAUAGUAUUGAACUUCGGGAGUUGGAAUCAAAGUUGAAAGCUGGCUAUAUGAACCGUGAAAGAGCUGCACAGCUUGCCGAGAAAAGAUUGCUGAAAUUGAUGAACAGUAAUCGUGAGGAAGAAAUUGCAAAAACGAUCAGGGAAUUGCAUGACAAACAACUUGAGGCAGAAACUGCUAAAGAAAAACAGAGAUAUGAAGACAGUGUACUCCAUCAACAAGAACUGGAAAAACAAUUGCUAGAACAGGAAAAACAGAAGCAGGAAGCUUAUGAAGAAUUCCUCAAAGAAAAAUUGAUGAUUGAUGAGAUUGUGAGAAAAAUUUAUGAAGAAGACCAAAGAGAGCUUGAGAAAAAAAUGGAAAAACAACGAGCGACACAGAGAUAUAUACAAGAAUUCAAACAAAAGAGGGAAGAGUGGAAAGAAUACGAGCGACAAUUAAUGGAGGAGGAGAACCGACGAAUCUUGGAGUUUGCGAAAGAGCAACAGAACAGGGAAGAGGAACGAAUGGAGAAGAAAAAGCAAGCGGAAGAAGCUAUGAAUAAACUUCAAGAAAGGCUGGGGGAGAAGAUUGCUAGAGAUGCUGCCGAAAGAGAAGAAAUGGAAAGGAUCCGAGUUGAACUGUACAUGGAGGAGCAGGAAGAGAAAGCUAGACAAAAAGAAAAGAUUGACAUCGAGAACAAGUUCCGACAACGUGUAGACCUCGAAGAAACUAGACGUCAACAGCUACACUACAAAGAAAUGAAGCGACAGGCCGAAUUUGAAGAAGAGGAAGAAUUCAGAAGACAGAUGCUUGCCAAGUUUGCCGAGGAUGAUCGUAUUGAGCAAAUGAACGCCCAAAAACGGCGCAUGCGUCAGCUGGAGCACAAGAGAGCGGUGGAGAAGUUAAUUGAUGAAAGAAGAGAGCAAUUCAGACGCGAGCGCGAAGCUGAACUCGAGGCCCGACGUGAAGAAGAGAGAAUGCAAGAAUACAGAAGACAGAUAAUAGAAGAAGAAAGACAACGUCUGUUGCAAGAGCAUGCCACGAAACUGCUAGGAUAUUUACCCAAGGGCGUACUUCGUGAUAACCAGGAUCUUGACAUGUUUGACGAUAAUUUCAAGGAAGCGUAUUCCAAACGUUACAAGGAAUUCUGGGAAGAAGAUUACGAUUCCCAAUCGAACGGUUCGUAGAAAAGAUCUUCAUUUAAACAUCAAAUUGAGUACAUCGGGAGAAAAAAUUAAAUGUUUUAUAUUUUCAUCAAGGUUAACUAUCCUACUUGACUAAAUCUGGUACACUCCCGAACUGCAAAUGAUGUGAAAACAUAUGAUUUAUAUUAUAUAAGAUUUAUAUUACGAUGACAUAAAAUAAAAUGAAAUGCUGCUA